AUGCGCCAAUGGUUUUUCACCCGUGUGUAUCUCCGGUGCAGCUGUCUGUGUGGGAUCGCACGCCCGAAGGACAAAGCAAUACUCAACCACGGUAUAAGGCAUCACCAGACACACAAACAACUACGGUGCAGCUCCGUGACCGUGUGGCUGACCUGACUCUCAAGGGCUAUGUGGUGAAGCUCUUCCCAUCCGAUGCGUUUGCGGACGCUGACACGUUCCUGAGACUGCAGGCACGUGUAGGGGUUGCUGUCUGCGUCAUCCGUGAUGGAGAGGUGUGUUAG
Molecule: messenger RNA, 281 nt
Organism: Sphaeroforma arctica JP610
Lineage: Eukaryota; Ichthyosporea; Ichthyophonida
Exons: 2
Source: RefSeq, a predicted model, not a curated record